AUGCCGGGGGAGACAGAAGAGCCGAGACCCCCGGAGCUGCAGGACCAGGAAGGGGGAGAGGCGGUGGUGGCCGAGGCGGCUCCAGAAGAGCUCCAACAACAUCCCCUGGAGGUGGAGGUGGUGGCGGAGGCGGAGGCGGCGGCGCCUGCGGGGACCACUAGCAGCCGCGUGCUGAGGGGAGGACGGGACCGGGGCCGGGCCGCUGCGGCGGCGGCCGCCGCUGCCGCCGCCGCUGUGUCCCGUCGGAGGAAGGCCGAGUAUCCCCGCCGGCGGAGGAGCAGCCCCAGCGCCAGGCCCCCGGACGCCACCGGGCUGCAGUCCCACCAGGCCGCGAAGCCCGCGUCUCCAGCUCAGGGCAAGAAGAGUCCGCGACUCCUAUGUAUAGAAAAAAUAACAACAGACAAAGAUCCCAAGGAAGAGAAAAAUGAAGAAGACAGUUCUAUCCUCCCUCAGGAAGUUACCAUUACUACAACUAGGCCUACCCGGGGCUGGCGCAGUAGCAGCAGGACAUCUAUCUCUCGGCAUCGUGACACAGAGAACACCCGAAGUUCUAGGUCCAAGACUGGUUCAUUGCAGCUCAUCUGCAAGUCAGAACCAAAUACAGAUCAGCUUGAUUAUGAAAUAGCAGAAGAGCAUCAAUCUCCAGGUGGCAUCAGUAGUGAGGAAGAGGAAGAAGAAGAAGAAGAAGAGAUGUUAAUCAGUGAAGAGGAAAUACCAUUCAAGGAUGACCCAAGAGAUGAGACCUAUAAACCCCACUUAGAAAGGGAAACCCCAAAACCACGGAGAAAAUCAGGAAAAGUGAAAGAGGAGAAAGAGAAGAAAGAAAUUAAAGUGGAAGUAGAGGUAGAGGUGAAAGAAGAAGAGAAUGAAAUUAGGGAAGAUGAGGAACCUCCUAGGAAGAGAGGAAGAAGAAGAAAAGAUGACAAAAGUCCACGACUUCCCAAAAGGAGAAAAAAGCCUCCAAUCCAGUAUGUGCGUUGUGAGAUGGAAGGAUGUGGAACCGUUCUUGCUCACCCUCGCUAUUUACAGCACCACAUUAAAUAUCAGCAUUUGCUGAAGAAGAAAUAUGUAUGCCCUCAUCCCUCCUGUGGGCGACUCUUCAGGCUCCAGAAGCAACUUCUGCGACAUGCGAAACAUCAUACAGAUCAAAGGGAUUAUAUCUGUGAAUACUGUGCUCGGGCCUUCAAGAGUUCCCACAAUCUGGCGGUGCAUCGGAUGAUCCAUACGGGCGAGAAGCCAUUACAAUGCGAGAUCUGUGGAUUCACUUGUCGGCAAAAGGCAUCCCUUAAUUGGCACAUGAAGAAGCAUGAUGCAGACUCCUUCUACCAGUUCUCUUGCAAUAUCUGUGGCAAAAAAUUUGAGAAGAAGGACAGCGUAGUGGCACACAAAGCAAAAAGCCACCCUGAGGUGCUGAUUGCCGAAGCUCUGGCUGCCAAUGCAGGCGCCCUCAUCACCAGCACAGAUAUCUUAGGCACUAACCCAGAGUCUCUGACACAACCUGCAGAUGGUCAGGGUCUUCCUCUUCUUCCUGAGCCCUUGGGAAACUCCACCUCUGGAGAGUGCCUCCUGCUAGAGGCUGAAGGGAUGUCAAAAUCAUUCUGUAGUGGGACAGAACGGGUGAGCCUGAUGGCUGAUGGGAAGAUCUUUGUGGAAAGCAGCAGCAGUGGGGGCACUGAAGGGCUGGUCAUGAACUCGGAUAUACUCGGUGCUACCACAGAGGUUCUGAUUGAAGAUUCAGACUCUACUGGACCUUAG
Molecule: messenger RNA, 1755 nt
Organism: Pipistrellus nathusii (Nathusius's pipistrelle)
Lineage: Eukaryota; Metazoa; Chordata; Mammalia; Chiroptera; Vespertilionidae
Source: the annotation of a GenBank genome assembly